CAUUUAACCGAAAAUAUGCUGAAAUUUCAAGACAUCCAAUCAAAACGUAGGGAGUCUUAUUUCAUAAGUCGAGCACCGGGAUCGGGGUGUCCGGGCUGCACGGGCUCGGGUAAACAUCGCGUGCAGGUGUCGCGUCAGCGGCCGCUGAGCGCGCGGGCGGCGGCAGUUGCAAGCGCGCACGCGGCGAGCGAUGACGUGCGCGAGAGAUGUCGCGCGGCGGCGAGCGCGCGGCUCGUGACGCCGCGGCAUGUGAUGUUCAGACGGCACGCGCUGCGGCGGCGCCUGGCGGCCGCCGGCGCGCCCGCGGUGCCCGCCGACCAGCUGCGGCGCCUGGCGCGCGCCCUGGACGCCGGGCCCGCCGGCGCCGACUGCGUGCCCGCCGGCCACGCCGCCUCCCUGCUCCGCCUGGCCGUCACCCGCGCCUACAGGUUCCCCGACCUGCGAGACCUCGGCGAGCUCCGCAGGGCCCCCCACUGCGCCGACCAGCACUGCUGCAACCCUUACCACUGGAGCCGCCUCUGCAAACCCGAAACUCCCCCUCCCCCUUAUAGUCGGUUCGCAAUGGACGACUGCAAGCCUAAAGAGCAUGGUGAGAGCACAGAGGACGCAAGGAGGACCGACCACGAGCGGCUAGUGAGCGGCUCCCUCGCCACUGACGGCGAAGAAAAGCAAACCUGGGAGACGGAAUGGUGCAGGCUAGCAUACUGGGAGCUGACGCAGCGCGUGGGCCGGCAGUUCGGCGUGCGCGGGCGCGCCGUGGACGUGUUCGGCGGCGCCUGCGCCUCCGGCCGCCGCGGGCUGUGCCUCGAUGCGCUGGACCAGCGGCCCGACGCGCCUCAAGCUGACCAGGUGCGAAAAACGCGGUCCAAAAUCGGUCUUGGCGUGACCCUCUCUCUAGAGGCGGACGGCGUCUGGCUCUACAACCGGAGCCAAGAGCCCGUGUUCGUCAGCUCGCCGGCGCUCGACGCGGCCGCGGCCAAGGCGCUGCUGGUGUGGCGCGUGGCCCCCGGCCACUGCCUGUGCAUCUUCGACCCCGCGUGCCCCCCGCCGGCCGUGUCCCUCCCGCACGUGGGCCCCGUGGACCCCCGCUCCGUGCGCAUCUCCUUCGCCAAGGGCUGGGGGCCCAAGUACUCCCGCAGGGACGUCACCGCGUGCCCCUGCUGGCUCGAGGUCCUCCUGGCCCCUCCGAGCUGACGCAAGGACUAAAGUGCUCUGGCCGGCUGCCGCUUUCGGGAACACGACCCUUUUCGAUGUACUUAAAACGGUACUCCCGAGUACAAAAGUCUGAAAGACAAAUUGAUACUUACCUCGUGUCCCCAAAAACAGCAGUCACCACGGUGAACUCACAAACUACAGUGCAGUGCAAAGACAAUUUGAAAUGAACUCAUGUGAACGGUUUUUGUUUAUUGUUGGACUUAUUUAAUUUAAUUAAUUUAAGUGUACACUUGGGGACGUCGAAAAUAGAUCACAAUAUUUAAUUUUGCAAUCAUAUUUUUUAUUUUAUUGGUCUUAAAUACUUUUUACUCAUAUCAAUAAAUAUUUAGACGGUUUUCUGUGUACCCAAGAGUAUAAUUUAUGAUAUUUUAGUGCAUCA
Molecule: messenger RNA, 1594 nt
Organism: Ostrinia furnacalis (Asian corn borer)
Lineage: Eukaryota; Metazoa; Arthropoda; Insecta; Lepidoptera; Crambidae
Gene: Dad
Product: Daughters against dpp
Exons: 5
Coding region: 16-1194 (392 amino acids)
Biological process (GO): anatomical structure morphogenesis; regulation of transcription by RNA polymerase II; SMAD protein signal transduction
Cellular component (GO): heteromeric SMAD protein complex
Molecular function (GO): transcription regulator inhibitor activity; I-SMAD binding
Source: RefSeq, a predicted model, not a curated record